AUGAUUGAAUUGUAUUCAGUAUGUGGUUUGUGGAAGUUGAACAACAACAUUCAUUGGAAAUUUGAGAUGGAUAAUGAAAGGGGAGCUUCUUUGGCACAAUGUUUAAAGCUUAGUUAUACAUUGCCUGCUAAGUCUUCUACUAUAGGUAGUAUUCCUAUCUUUAUUAGAAAUGAUAGGCAGCUUGAAGCUUUUAAACUCAAAUAUGCACAAAGUGGAGGAGUUCUUCAUCUAUGUGUUACUGUUGAGGAUUUUUGUGAGAUUGUAGAGCAGGGUCAACCUAGCUCUACUCCUUUUAUUGAGAGUGUUACUGCUGUUACUCAGGAUCAAACAAGCUCAAAUCUGUUAGUUGGGAAUGUUAUUGAUGUUUAUACUCAUACUCAGGGUGUUCCUCGUAACAUGACAACCUCUGUUGGGUAUCCAUCUGGUUCUUCACACUCAACUGGUCUAAUCGAUGUUGAUUCACUGUUUUGUGGAAAGUUAUUAAAAGACAAAACAGAAAUGAGAAGUCAGAUGCGGAUUUGGAGGCUACGUGCAACUAAGGCUAAAGCAUCAGAUAGCUUUGUUGUUCGAAAGUAUAUUAGUCAGCACAGCUGUGACUCUGCUUUAAGGAAUGUUAAUCAUCGCCAAGCAUCUGCAAGGACUUUGGCUGGUUUGGUUAGUAACCAUUUUGCAGGAGGAAAGCUUCCUCUCAGACCCAAACAGCUCAUGGAAAUUUUUAGGAAUGACCAUGGAGUUGGUGUCUCAAAAGAAGAAUCAGGUACUAUCAUUUACAUCAAAGCUGAUUCUGAUAAUGAGUUUAGAUAUGGUUUUCUGGCUUUUGGUGCAUCAAUUAGAGGUUUUAAGUUGAUGAGAAAAGUUAUUUCUAUUGAUGGCGCCCAUUUGAAAUCAAAAUAUAAAGGGACUUUGCUUGCUGCAUCAGCUCAGGAUGGUAAUUUUCAGUUGUAUCCUAUUGCUUUCGCCGUUGUUGAUUCUGAGAAUAAUGCAUCAUGGGAUUUGUUUUUGCGGUGGUUGAAGACUAUUAUUCCUGAUGAAAAGGAUCUAGUUUUUGUGUCUGAUCGGGCUUCUUCAAUUGCAACUGCGCUAUCAGUAAAUUAUGUACAUGCUCAUCACGGGAUCUGCACUUUCCACUUGCAAAAGAACCUGGAAACACGAUUUAGAGCUUCGGCUUCUCUUCUUCCAGUUGUUCAUGAUGCUUCAAGAGCUUACACUCAGUAUGAUUUUGAUUAUUUGUUCACUCAAAUUUCCAAUGGUGAUCCGGAUCUUGGAGAAUAUCUUUGGCAAGCUGAUAUUAGGAAAUGGUCACGUGCAUAUUCUCCUUCAAACCGGUACAACAUUAUGACAUCUAAUUGUGCCGAGUCCAUUAACUCCAGGUUAAAAGAGACUCGUGAGUAUCCAAUUGUCUGCCUGUUUGAUACAAUCAGGUCUAUUUUGACUAGGUGGUUUAAUGAACGACGUGAGGAGAGCUGUCGACAUCCAUAUGCUGUUACUACAAAAGUUGGGAAUAAGAUGAAUGAAUCUUAUAAUAAUACUACCCGCUGGCUUGAAGUUAGUCAAGUAAAUGAAAAUAUCUUCGAGGUUAAAGCAGCUUUAAAGACAUAUAUGGUGAAUUUGGACACAAGGAAAUGCACAUGCUGUAUGUUUGAUAUUGACAAAUUCCCUUGUGCACAUGGAAUUGCUGCUGCCAAACAUGUCAAUCUCAAUGAAAACAUGUUUGUUGAUGAUUAUCAUUCCACUGAAAGAUGGCGUUUAGGAUAUUCAGAGAGCAUUCACCCAGUAGGUGAUAUGGAGUAUUGGGAGAUUCCAGAGAGUGUUAGUACUUCUAUUCGGCCACCUUCUACUCGUAUACCUAGUGGCAGGCGAAAGAAAAAGAGAUAG
This is a messenger RNA of Camelina sativa (false flax), 1875 nucleotides long. NCBI's taxonomy places the organism in Eukaryota, Viridiplantae, Streptophyta, Magnoliopsida, Brassicales, Brassicaceae. The record is from RefSeq and is a predicted model, not a curated record.